UGGCACUAUGAUGCUGUCCAAUUUUUGCCUAUUUGCAUGCAGCGCUGGUGGUUUCAGGAUGUGCUGCUAAAAUCCUCCCCGCGUCAGGAUAGUUGGUUGAGAACAAGCUGAAACCACUUCUCCCUCUAGGUGGAAAAAUCUCCGUGGACUCGGUACUCCGUAUAUCAGUAUCUACUUUAAUUGUCCUGCGCAAUUCGGAUCCAUCGCAACUCCUCGUCUUCCAGGCGGCAUAUUGCCGCAAACGAAGAUUGCAGUCCAUCAUAUAUACCCUUCGACCUGGAUCCGCUACUGGUGGACUCUUGGGGGUCUUGAUGCCCAAUAGUACAGUCUCCAUAGACGUAGUAUUUCUAGCCGUCGCGCUGAACCAAGGGUGGUGGGUGAUGGUCACCGAUUACAAAGGGCUACAUUCUCAGCUCGCCGCUGGCCCGCAAUCCGGGUAUGCCACGCUCGAUUCGGUACGCGUGGUCCUCAACGAGGGACGGAAGAUUGGAUUAGCUGCCGACGUCAGGAUAGUUGGUGGAAAAAUCUCCGUGGACUCGGUACUCCGUAUAUCAGUAUCUACUUUAAUUGUCCUGCGCAAUUCGGAUCCAUCGCAACUCCUCGUCUUCCAGGCGGCAUAUUGCCGCAAACGAAGAUUGCAGUCCAUCAUAUAUACCCUUCGACCUGGAUCCGCUACUGGUGGACUCUUGGGGGUCUUGAUGCCCAAUAGUACAGUCUCCAUAGACGUAGUAUUUCUAGCCGUCGCGCUGAACCAAGGGUGGUGGGUGAUGGUCACCGAUUACAAAGGGCUACAUUCUCAGCUCGCCGCUGGCCCGCAAUCCGGGUAUGCCACGCUCGAUUCGGUACGCGUGGUCCUCAACGAGGGACGGAAGAUUGGAUUAGCUGCCGACGUCAGGUACGCGAUAUGGGGUUAUUCUGGAGGCUCAUUGGCUGGCGGUUCGGCUGCAGAGUUGCAACCGCCAUACGCGCCAGAGUUGCACUUCACGGGGGCCGCCUUGGGCAGUAUCAUCAUUAAUGGAGGUAUAUUCUCGGGUCGCUUAUUUAGAGGUUUCUACGGUCUUGCCAAGACCUAUCAGAAUCUCACAGCGUGGAUGGAUGAGAAUGUGCUGCCUGACAAAAGGGCCGAGUUUUUCAAGCAUGCUACAAAUUGCCAGAUCCAGGGAAUAGAUGGAGCAUUCCAUGAUAUUUUCUCCUAUUUCAUUGAUGGCGAGAGGCCCAUUUAUGAGCCCGUCCCCGCAUCCGUGCUUGACUGGUCUGGGCAGAUGGGCCGUCGCGGAAUGCCGACCAUGCCGCUGUUCAUGUAUAAAGCGUUCGGGGACGAGAUAAGCCCUGUUGAAGACACUGACAAGCUGGUACAUAAAUAUUGUAGUAACCGGGCCACCUUUGAGUACUAUCGAAAUUUGAUAGGGGGGCACGUCACUGAAGCCAUCAUCGGAUCUGUAAACGCUUUAGAAUGGGUUUCAGAUCACCUGGCUGGGAGACCUGUGCGGAAUCUGGGAUCUUGCAGGACAGAGAAUGUACUCAUAACAAAGAUUUGA
Blastomyces dermatitidis ER-3 is the source of this 1538-nucleotide messenger RNA. Its product is annotated as secretory lipase. The transcript has 7 exons. NCBI's taxonomy places the organism in Eukaryota, Fungi, Ascomycota, Eurotiomycetes, Onygenales, Ajellomycetaceae. The coding region runs from base 312 to 1538 and encodes 408 amino acids. The record is from RefSeq and is a predicted model, not a curated record. Gene Ontology annotation, biological process: lipid catabolic process. Gene Ontology annotation, molecular function: triacylglycerol lipase activity.